Messenger RNA from Oncorhynchus kisutch (coho salmon), 3024 nucleotides. Its product is annotated as transcription factor E2F3. NCBI's taxonomy places the organism in Eukaryota, Metazoa, Chordata, Actinopteri, Salmoniformes, Salmonidae. The transcript has 7 exons. Gene Ontology annotation, biological process: regulation of transcription by RNA polymerase II. The record is from RefSeq and is a predicted model, not a curated record. Bases 216 to 1508 code for a protein of 430 amino acids. Gene Ontology annotation, molecular function: DNA-binding transcription factor activity, RNA polymerase II-specific; RNA polymerase II cis-regulatory region sequence-specific DNA binding; protein dimerization activity. Gene Ontology annotation, cellular component: RNA polymerase II transcription regulator complex.
GCCAUUUUUUAAACAUCCAGAAUGGAGCUUUCGACUCAAUCAAAUCCGUUGCAUCUUCCCGUUUUAGAAACGUAUCGUUUAUACAAUUUGAACGAAUGGGCAUGUAAGAUAUUAGUCUAACGAUAUCCCUGAUUAUUUUGGGUCGAGCCGAGACGAACUUUGAGGAGAAAGUGCUCCAAAGUAGCGGAGGUACAAACGGACAUUUGACCCUGAAGAUGAGAAAGAGGGGAGUCCCGGAAAAAGUCCUAAUUUCAGGGAUCGGAGGCUCCUCCAUGGACAAAAAACAAACGGUUAUGACCCGGUACAGCAAUGCGACAUAUUAUCAGAUUUUAACACCUCCGCCCUGCCCGAACCAGACUAACAAUGUCGGUGUCGCAGACCCGACCGUGAGUCAGCUUUACACUACACCCAUAGGGGUGUCUACAAACGGGACAGGACCGCAACCAGCCCUCGGAAGACCCCCGGCGAAGCGUCGGUUGGAGCUGGAGGAGAUGGACCAGUACACCACUGAGCCAAUCAGUGAGCCCAGAGCUAAGAGAGCCACCACACACUCCCUCAGAAGAACCCAGACUCCUCCCUCCCCAUUAGAGAAGACCAGGUAUGACACAUCUCUAUGCAUCCUGACCCAGAAGUUUGUCCAGCUGCUGGCCCAGUCCAGUGACGGGGUGGUGGACCUGAACCGGGCCGCGGAGUCCCUCAAGGUGCAGAAGAGACGCCUCUAUGACAUCACCAACGUCCUGGAGGGGGUGCAUCUCAUCAGGAAGUCCUCCAAGAACAAUAUCCAGUGGCUGGGCUGUAGCCUGUCUCCAGAAGGAGUGGCCAGUGUCCAGACCCCUGGCUCUGUGGGUAAACAACUGCUAGAGUUGACCCAGGAGGAGAGGAGACUGGAUGAACUCAUACACACCUGCACACUCAUCGUCCAACAGAUGACUGAAGACACACCCACAAGGAAGUUUGCGUACAUAUCAUAUGAUGAUGUGAAAAGGAUUCCUAGUCUGAAUGACCAGACGGUCAUCAUGGUCAAAGCCCCUGCUGAAACCAGACUGGAUGUGCCAGACCCUGCAGAGAGUCUCCAGGUCCACAUGAGCAGCACCCAGGGUCCAAUAGAAGUCUUCCUGUGCUCAGAUGAUCACGCCCCUUCCUCCCCACUGAAAAACAACUCUGCGCUGAAUGAAAAUGGACAUCCGUCUUCAUCUUCGUCCUAUGCCAGUGGAAACUCCACAUCCUUCCUCAAGGUGUCACAAGAGGGUAAUAACUACACCGGUACCGUUUUCUCCAACGCCCUGUCCAGCCUCCCAGCAUGCUCUGCAGUGACAGUUUCUCCUGUCUCCCCCCUGCCUUCCUCCCUCACCUCCCUCCUCCCCCUCCAGGAUGUUGACCAGGAGCCCUUCAUCCCCCUCUCUCUCGUGGGGGAUGACUACCUGCUUAGCCUGGGCGAUGACGAAGGGAUCAGUGACCUGUUCUACGAUCUGGACCGGCUUCCAUUAGACAACCUGCUCUGUAAUUGAGUGAAAUGUAAUCUCAGCGGCCAUUUUGGGGAAUUUUAGUUUGGCCAUUUUGUAGCCAGAUUCAUGGUCCCAAUGUGGUUGUUUCCAGUUAUAAAAGAACUGAUUUAGAGCCCAGUGGGCUCUAUGGAAUGCAGCACAGCAGCCAUUUUGGAGCAAGGCUUUGUUUUCUUGACCUUGUGGACUGGACUGCUCAUAGAGGACCUGCUGUGUAAUUGACCCCUUUGCCAGCGACGAGAGAAGGGUAUAGAGCUGAUCAAAGGAAGUAAGUUUCAGUUCAGACUCACUGUAGGGGUGAAUUCUGUGGCUGAAAGAAUGGACAAAACCCCUUCUCAGAGCCCGUCUUUCUGGUUUUGCACUGACAGGCAAACCAACAUCCUAAACAAUCACUCAUUCUCCAUAGCAGACUGUUAUCUAAAUGAACUGUUCUCAUUUGAAAGCAGAAAUUGUCCCUAACAGAGAUGAGUUAUGGACGUUAACCCCUGAACACAGAUUCUUACCCAUUUCUACCGUUGUGUGACUGUCAUCUGUGAACUUGUGUUUUAUAAUGUGACCCGAUGAUUGGUCCUGGUUCUCAGCUCACCAGAGUAGAGCAGACCCGGUAUCCACGUCCCAAGAUGGUGAUCUGGCCUUCCUGGGCAUCAAUAAAAAAAAAAUGCAAGAGGUACCUGGUCUUCCACAUGGAGCCUUCUGACACAAUACUGGAAGAGACUGACUGGUAGUGUUCAGAUAACCAGAGUAUGUACUGAAAGAUGGGCCUUCUCCUGAUAUAACGGUUUGCUACACAAUUGGUGUAUGUUUUAUUUGUUGUUCAGAGGAGGAAGUGAAUAUUGCUCCUGUUUCUGUGUGGGACAUCCACUACAUGUCCUUCUCCUGCUGUCGAUUUAACUUCUUUAAUAUCCAGGGAUGAGCAAUGUGCCUCCACACACACACACACCACCAUGCAAGAGUCACGUAGACAAGCCCCCAUUUUGUUUUAGCCAAGCAUGCUAGCAGCCAAGCAUGCUAGCAGCCAAGCAUGCUAGCAGCCAAGCAUGCUAGCAGCCAAGCAUGCUAGCAGCCAAGCAUGCUAGCAGCCAAGCAUGCUAGCAGCCAAGCAUGCUAGCAGCCAAGCAUGCUAGCAGCCAAGCAUGCUAGCAGCCAAGCAUGCUAGCAGCCAAGCAUGCUAGCAGCCAAGCAUGCUAGCAGCCAAGCAUGCUAGCAGCCAAGCAUGCUAGCAGCCAAGCAUGCUAGCAAAUUAACCAACUCAUAGUCAAUUCUCAGGGCUCCCAAAUUACUUUCUACUUGAAAUACAAUUUUAUUACUUAAUUAAAACGUACAAAUGGAUUCUAAUGAAUAUUUUUUGUGCCAGAUAUUCUAAUAAGGUAGGAUGUUUUUUAUUUUUUAUUUUCUUAAUUUAUACCCAACAAUUAACCCAAAAUGGAUAUACAUUUUUAAAAAUGUACCCUUCGAUUAGUAUAGACAUGUGACCUUUAAACUACCCAACCAUACGGUAUAUUCACCUUUCCUUUGUGGGUGC